CAAUUAUAUCGUCUUACGGUCUUACCACUACUUCUACUCUGAAUCCGUCAAUUGACGAUUCUUUUGGUCCUUUUUUUUCCAAAUUCACUCUAAAUUUAUUGUCUUUAUCAUUCCUACUUUGAAUCCGUCAAAUUUCAAUUUAUUUUGUCAUCAAUUUCCAUUGAUGUGACGAACAAACCUCUAAUAUUUAUUCAAGUAGUUAUCUUUAUUAAUGGCUGAAAACAACAUCAAUGGUGAAGAAAAAUUGAUAGCUGUAGCAAGACAAAUUGCUAAAUCUUUAGGUCAUUCCAAUUCUAUGACUGACGAUAUUAUCGACAUUUUUUCAACUUUCGACGGCCGAUUUUCUCGCGAUAAACUAUCUCCAUUUUCCGACACUAUGCUCCCGGAAUCUCGACCAGCAUCAUCGGCGGUUGCUACCUUGGAAGAAGCUCUUACUUCUUUAGACCGUCAAAUCUCUCAUUUUCUCUCCUUUGAACGGCCGUUUUGGUCAAACGCUUCUGAUGCUUCUGCAUUUCUUGAAGUUGUUGAUGAAUUGAUAGGUACUAUUAGAGAUUUUUCUCCUCUAGGUCGAGAUAAUAAAUCGCUUGGUGUUGUUUUGGAUCGCGCUGAUGAGCUGCUUCAGUCGGUGAUUUUUAAGUUGGAGGAAGAAUUUCGCGGUUUGAUUCAUCGCGGUGUUGAGUCUUUUGAUUUGAGUCGUGACUUAUCCGAUUCUGACUCGGAAGGUAAGUUUGAUGAUGGUGAAAUUCCGGUUGCUCAUCCUGUUACUGAUUUUAAUAUUAUUAUUGACGCUUUACCGUCGGCGACGAUUAAUGAGCUUCAUGAAAUUGCGAAGAGAAUGGUGUUUGUUGAGUAUGGAAGGGAGUGUUCACAUGUUUAUAGUGCGUGUCGGAGAGAGUUUCUUGAGGAGAGUUUAUCGAGGUUAGGGUUACAGAAAUUGAGUAUUGAUGAAGUUCAGAAGCUUCCAUGGCCGGAACUUGAGGAUGAAAUUGAAAGAUGGUGUAAAUCGGUGGUUUUUUCAUUAAGAAUUUUAUUUCCAUCGGAGAGACGAUUGUGUGAUCGUAUUUUCUAUGGAUUUGCUUCAACUUCAGAUUUCGCAUUCAUGGAGGUUUGUCGUGGUUCGGUGAUUCAACUGUUGAAUUUUGCUGAUGCAGUUGCGAUUUCGAGUCGUUCUCCUGAGAGAUUGUUUAAAGUGCUUGAUCUAUAUGAGACAUUGAGAGAUUUGCUUCCGGAGUUUGAGAUUUUGUUUUCUGAUCAGUUUUGUGUUUUCUUGAGAAAUGAAGCCCUAGCGAUUUGGAAGAGGGUUGGGGAAGCUAUCCGAGGGAUUUUUAUGGAGUUGGAGAAUUCAAUUCAGCGUGAUCCGGCAAAAGUUCCAAUCCCUGGUGGUGGACUUCAUCCGAUUACACGUUAUGUGAUGAAUUAUCUCCGUGCUGCGUGUAAAUCACAGCAGACACUUGACCAGGUGUUCGAGGAGGAGAAGGAACGAGCAUUGUCGGGGAUGAGCUCAUUGUCCGUGCAAAUGGUGUGGAUUAUGGAGUUGUUAGAGAGCAAUUUACUGGCAAAGUCAAAGGUUUAUAAAGAUCCUGCAUUGAGCUCUGUAUUUAUGAUGAAUAAUGGGAGGUACAUUGUUCAGAAGGUGAAAGAUAGUGAGCUAGGGUUGUUACUUGGGGAGGAUUGGAUCAGGAAAUACAGUGUGAAAGUGAGGCAGUUUCGUGUGAAUUAUCAAAGGAGUACAUGGAAUAAGGUGAUUGCUGUUUUGAAGGUGGAGAAUGGUGGUGGGAGUAAUAUUAAUGGGGGAAUGAAUUCGAGGUCAUUGAAAGAGCGGUUUAAAUUGUUCAAUGAUUACUUCGAGGAGCUCUUAAAUAUACAAUCCUCUUGGAUUGUGUUUGAUAAUCAAUUGAGGGAGGAAUUGAAGACGUCUGUCACUCAAAAUCUGCUACCCGCUUAUCAGAAUUUCAUUGGAAGGUUCCAGAUGUCUACAGAAGCAGGAAGGAACCCAGAGAAGCAUAUCAAGUAUAGUGUUGAGGAUGUUGAGACACGGAUUAACAAUGAACUAUUUCGAGGUAAUAGUAAUGGUGGCAGGAGGUGAAACCGGUGGUGAAUCGAUGACCAAUUGAUGUUGUUUGUGUUGUAGAACAUUGUAACAAUGUCUGUAUUCUUCUAUAACAAUGUAUGAAAUUUAUCAGUACGGCAUAUGGAUUGAAAUGGUAGGUCUCUUCAAAAGUUUUGGCAAUCAACGGGUAGUUUUCCCACUGCGGAGUGUAGAAUAUUUGUUUGAAACCAGUGGUGUAUCCAUGACAAAUUGGAGAUUUGCUGGUAGUUUUCCACUGGUGUGCGUAAAUGUUUAUUUCAUCUUACUAAUGUGAAUUUUAAUUCUUUGUUCUUCCAUUUUCUGAUUUUGAUAAAGGAAAGACAGCUUUCAAUUGUCAUACAUCUUUGUAUAAAUGAUUUACUUGAUUGUGUAAUGUUUUCAAGAAAGUUCUCUUCAGAAUUUCAUGCUCACUUAUAGAACUUAAUGUAUUUUCAGCAUGUUUUGUUCAUUUUUGUAGAAUGAUUGAUUUUGUAAUGUCAUGGAGAUGUUCGAAGCAUGCCAUCAAGUUGUUACUCAUUUUAUCAUACUGGUAGGGAAUUAGUGUAAAUAGGGGUUGCUGAACAGGUAAGGAAAUUCCUUUUUGUACAAUGAUGAAUUUUAAAUUGAAUUAUCUCAUGCUUCUUUGUCUGAACUAGAGCUUCAGAAUAUUUGGCUAGUUUAUCCUGAUUUAUGUGCACUGAUCAUGUAGGAUACAAGGAUGUAAGCAGUCGAGGUACAAACAUGACACAUUUGUGCAAUUUUGGGAUCGAAUUGGGGAAUGCAGAAGCAAGUUUAAAGUGUGAUGUUCUUAACAUCCUGCUUUGAGAUCCAUAAACGGGGUGUAUAUGUCUGCAUAUAAUAUCCGAGUUCCUGUAAAUGAUGCUUGUGUAUGAGUCAUCUGAAUUGGAAGACAACCAAUAGGAGGAAGCCCAGACACUAUCAUGGUACGACAUCCGAGUUCAUGCAACUCCUGCAGGGGCAUAUUUUAAAGAAUGGAGGAGUAUCUGAAUUACAAUGGAUUUCAGGUUUCUGGUUUCAUUAUACAUGCCAAAAGAUACUCAAAAUAGAUUCGAUCCGACCUUGUAUAAUCGAGUAAGACUUUAAUUCGACUUUAAAAAUAUAUUUACAAUGAUGGUACGAAUAAAUAACUCUAGUUCAUACUAUGCAUGACUUGAUUCAUACCUUAUAUAUAAUGGUCCUAUCACAACCACAACUCUAAUAUCAAAUAUAUCUAUUAUUAAUCGGUUAAAUUGCUAGAUUUUUUCACAAAUAUAUACUACUUGACAAUUAUUGAAUGAAAAUAGCUUGGAUCCAACAAUGGUAGGAUAAUGGUUAGAAGAUGAGUGAAAAACAGAGCGAGAAACAAAAGACACAAUAAACAAGCAACACAUUGUGUUAAUGAGGUAUCAAAUGAUAUCUUCCCCUCAAAAGAUGAUUACUUUCAUUAAUAUAUUUAACAAUACUUGAGAAUAAGCUCUCAAGAUAGUGAUUUCAUUCAGCAAUGAAUAUUACUCAUAAACUAACACAAUGAAAAAGAAAACUCUUGUGGUAGUCUAACACUAGCUUUCUCUCCUGGAUUAGCCUUACUCUCUACCUUCUAAACUUGAUUUUAGGGCCAUAUAUAUAGCCCCUAAUGUUUAGAAUAACCUAAGGCAACUUUGGACUUAUUCCCAAAGCAUUCAGCUCACAAAAAAACCCCGCAUUUUGGCCUUGCUGCACAUGCUUGAACGAGCUCGUAGCAUGCUCGAACGAGCGACUCCUCCUGGGCACCUACUGCCUUCAUGCACCUGGUGCCUCGCUCGUGCUCUUCUUCCUUGUGUCUUGCCUCAUUUAAGGCACAAUGAAAGAUCCCUCUUGCUCCUUUGCCUUCAUCAAGGUACCUCAAAUGCAUUCCCUUGAUCACCUUAUUAAGUGAUCCAAACGUUAUCUCUCCAUCCUCCAUUUCACAUCUAACACUACUCUCAAGUGUGCAAGAUAAUGCAUGAGCAAUUAGGUGAUCAUAGCCAUCACCAACUAGUUGAGAUUUAAGACUUGUCACAACAAUUAUUAUAUGUUUCCAAAGAUGGCAUAUAUAUAUAUAUAUAUAUAUGACUUUUAUUUAGAAAAAUGAUUCGGGUGGCGAAGAUGAAUACAGUAGCAAGCUAGUCAUGGUUCAAGCAUCAUUAUGUGUGAUGCAUUGUGGUCUUGACUCUUAAUAUUUUUGGGCCUUAAGCAUGCCCUUAAAUUAAUUUUAAUUUAAUGAGAAUUUGUUGGAAAACAAGUACUUUUUAAUAUUAUGUUGUCCCAAUAUUCGGAUGUUACCUCACGGUUUGCAGUGUAUGCUUCAUUGAUAUGACAAGAUUCUGAUAAGUGGCGGUGUCAAAAUUUUCUUCUAUGCGUUUGUACUGCACAAUAGCUUAUUUAAGUCAAGAAACUAAAUAUGAUUACAAAACUUAAAAGCUACCCGUAAAGGCUAAAAUACCAAACUCCCCCUAAGUAUAAUUAUAUUUACAAAAUUACUAACAUGUGAACUUGAAUAUUGAUAAUUAAACAAUCACAAAUUUUUAUGUUGUCUUCGAUAGGCCGGCUCAAAUUAAAAAAAAAAAAAUGAAAUUAUUUAAUUAGGCAUUUUCCAAUGUAAUUUAUGUCAGGUUAUUGUAUUUGGGAAAAUGCACACCCAUUAUUUUGAUUUAUCCUCUUGUAAUACGUGCUAUUUUUCUUUCCAAAAACUGCAAUCAUCAUUUAAAAAAAAACCUUCCAUAUUCAGUUUCUUCCCCUCCCAUUUUCAGUUUCAAUCAACCAUUUGAUUCGCCAUUUUGCUUUUCUUUCUUCAUCUCGUUUCCUUUCUCCCGUACACUUGUUCUUUUCGCAAUUUUUUGAAGCAAAGACAUUAUUUUGUUCCUUCAUAUACAAACAGGUAUGGUAAAAUUUUAGUUUUUUUUUUUAUUUUUUUCCUUCGC
This is a messenger RNA of Amaranthus tricolor (Joseph's coat), 5007 nucleotides long. RefSeq names its product exocyst complex component EXO70B1-like. The record is from RefSeq and is a predicted model, not a curated record. Bases 212 to 2086 code for a protein of 624 amino acids. Gene Ontology annotation, cellular component: exocyst. Gene Ontology annotation, biological process: exocytosis. The transcript is spliced from 4 exons. NCBI's taxonomy places the organism in Eukaryota, Viridiplantae, Streptophyta, Magnoliopsida, Caryophyllales, Amaranthaceae. Gene Ontology annotation, molecular function: phosphatidylinositol-4,5-bisphosphate binding.